AUGGCUUCAUAUUUAGUUACCGGCUCAUCUCGCGGCCUCGGCCUGGCGCUCGUCUCCCGACUGGCCUCACUGCCGAAGACUGAAGUCGCGCGUAUCAUUGCAACCGCGCGCCAAGACAACUCGCAUCGGCUGCAGGAGCUCGUGAACGCCUCAUCGGGACGAGUUGAAUUCGUGAAAUUAGAUGUCACCGACAAGACGAGUGUCGAGGAGGCCAUGAAGUCGGUGGAGCAAAAAUUACAAGGCCAGGGGCUUGACUACCUCAUCAACAACGCGGGCGUGAUGGAUUCGUCCAACCAUGGGCUGGAGGGGAUGAAUGAUCUGAAUGAAAUAUUUAACACGAAUGUCACUGCAGUUCACAUGGUCUCGCAAGCCUGCCUGCCUCUUCUUAGAAAGGGAUACAAGAGGGUUGUCAUCAACGUAUCUACUACUUUAGGCUCCAUCGCCAGGGCCAAGGUUUAUGCGCAGGGACGCUGUCCCGCCUACAAGAUCUCCAAAGCAGCGUUGAACAUGCUUAGUGUCCAAUAUGCCCAAGAAUAUGCCGAGGAAGGCUUCACUUUCCUCGCUGUUAGUCCAGGUUGGCUGCGUACCGACCUCGGAAGCUCUUAUGCAGAUCUCCCCGUAGAGACUGGUGCGGAGAAAGUUCUCGAUAUUAUACAGAAGGUGACCCCUGAGCAGAAUGGAAAAUUUGUCAAUAUCCAUGUUCCGGGAUGGGAGGAAGCAGAAGGAAAAAACCAGUACCCUGGAGGCGAGGUUCCUUGGUGA
This is a messenger RNA of Penicillium maclennaniae, 762 nucleotides long. Its product is annotated as SDR family oxidoreductase. The record is from RefSeq and is a predicted model, not a curated record. The coding region runs from base 1 to 762 and encodes 253 amino acids. NCBI's taxonomy places the organism in Eukaryota, Fungi, Ascomycota, Eurotiomycetes, Eurotiales, Aspergillaceae. The transcript is spliced from 4 exons.